This is a messenger RNA of Chenopodium quinoa (quinoa), 1795 nucleotides long. Its product is annotated as plant UBX domain-containing protein 10-like. Gene Ontology annotation, cellular component: endoplasmic reticulum. The record is from RefSeq and is a predicted model, not a curated record. The transcript has 4 exons. The coding region runs from base 519 to 1697 and encodes 392 amino acids. Lineage: Eukaryota; Viridiplantae; Streptophyta; Magnoliopsida; Caryophyllales; Amaranthaceae. Gene Ontology annotation, molecular function: ubiquitin binding.
AACAACAACAGUAACGCAGAAGUAACAUAUUUUGCAGAAAAACUGAGGCUAAUUUAAGAUAAGAAGUUAUGUCAUAGAACUUCUGGUUUAAACAUAACUUACUUGGGAAUGGCGAAGAAAGGGACUAGCAAAUGAAUCAAGAUUAAAAUAAAAAUCCCAUUAAACUUUGUGCAAUGUUCACACUAAUCUUCUAAUGAAACUAGUUCUGAAAGUUGAUAACUAAAUCUUAUUUACCCCACACCUAAGAUGCUACCAAAAGUAAAGCAAAAUCUUGUGAAAACUCAAUUUGGGAUAGAAAAUCAGUAGCACAAAUUUUGGAAUUUUUACCUUAUCUUGUUUAGCUGUAAACAAACAUGAAUGAAGGAAUCCAAAGUUGAUUUUGACAUAAAAACAUUCGAACAAUAAGCAGUUCAUCUCUUUUUUCUUUUUUCCUUGUGAUUUAUCAUACCCAGAAAUUUUGUCCUUGGGAACUAAUUUACAUUUCUACUAUACCAACUCUAAGAUCUGAAAAUCGAAAAAUGUCGUCUUCUAAUUCGAGAGAAAAUUCAAGAACAAGAUCAGGAGACUUUCCCAACUAUAGUAGGAUAGUGAGAAGGAUGAUAAAUCUGCCAAGAAAUAUUUUGGGAGGGUUUUCAAGGGCAAUGGGACAUGGUAUCGAUGUAAUGGCUAGAGAAAGAAGAAAUCAAGUUCUCCUUCCUGCACCACCUCCGCCACCAUUUCUACCACCACCUCAAUUCCCAUCAUAUCCACCCCAGUAUGACCCCGGAACCGCGUUGAUAAAUGAUGAAUGGGCCUUUUUGAAUAGUUUUGAGCAGAAUUAUGGAGUUACACAUCCAUUCUUUUAUGCUUGUAGUUUCAUUCAAGCAUUAAAGAUUGCCCAAGAUGAGAAAAAAUUUAUGUUCUUGUAUUUACAUUCUCCUGAUCAUCCUUUUACAGCAGAGUUCUGCAGUCAGACUUUGUGUUCAGAGAUUAUAGUUCAGUUUCUUGAUGCUAAUUUUGUUAGUUGGGGUGCCAUUGCUGAUAGAGGUGAGGGUUUGCAGAUGAGUGGGAUUUUAAGGCCUGCUAGCUUUCCAUUUUCUGCUGUUAUUGCUCCUGCUUCUGGUGAUAAUAUUUCUGUGCUGCAACAGAUUGAAGGACCAGUUUCCCCAGCAGAACUACUAGAAAUAUUACAGAGGACAUUGGAAGAACAAGGAGUUGCCUUAGGCAAUGCAAGAGCUAUAGAGGAAAACAAAAGAAUUGCGGAUCGUCGGUUAAGAGAAGAACAAGAUGCUGCAUAUUUUGCUGCUCUCAAAUUAGACCAGGAGAGGGAGAAGCUGAAGAAUAUACCUGCAGAAAAUAAAGUUCAAAAACCAGAAACAACAAUACAACCAUCUAACAUACGGAACAAGGCUAGUCAUGUCAAAGAAUCAGCUGCAGCAAAUAAAGGAAAUCUGCACAAGAAUAGGGCCAGUAAAACAAAUAAUACUCAGAUAUUAAUAAGAUUUCCGAAUGGUGAACGAAGAGAGCACAGUUUUGCAGCAACAGACAAGGUGCAAGCAAUUUACUACUACAUAGAUUCACUGGGUUUACCCGGAAUCGAAAAUUACAGAUUAAUAUCAAGCUUCCCUAGAAAAGUUUAUGGUGCUGAUCAGUUGGGCAUGACUUUAAAGGAUGCUGGCCUUCAUCCAAGAGCUAGCUUGUUGUUAGACCUUCUUUAGUUCAUACUUCAUAAUCAUAUUUAAACAUUUGUAUCUUGUAUGGAAGUUAAAAUUCUAUUUUUAUGGACUAUUUACUUGUAAUUUGUCCUGAUACAUUA